This is a messenger RNA of Pungitius pungitius (ninespine stickleback), 2942 nucleotides long. It is a transcript of the gene setd7, whose product is annotated as SET domain containing 7, histone lysine methyltransferase. The record is from RefSeq and is a predicted model, not a curated record. NCBI's taxonomy places the organism in Eukaryota, Metazoa, Chordata, Actinopteri, Perciformes, Gasterosteidae. The transcript is spliced from 5 exons. Gene Ontology annotation, cellular component: nucleus; chromosome. Gene Ontology annotation, molecular function: chromatin binding; protein binding; histone H3K4 monomethyltransferase activity. Bases 316 to 990 code for a protein of 224 amino acids. Gene Ontology annotation, biological process: peptidyl-lysine monomethylation; regulation of DNA-templated transcription; heterochromatin organization.
ACAUGAAUAUCAGGAUUGUCAACUAUUAAAUUGCCUCAUAAUUUGUAGGUUGUUCCAAAAGCAAAUCUCCAAAUAUAAUUAUUUAACAAUGGCUGCAUACCUGCGAGAUGAAAGUCUUAUUUUGUUAUUGUCAAUUCCCAUCCGCUCUGAAUGUUAUCUUCAGCAUAGAUAUCUAUGAUUUUCAGGAUCAAGUGGAGAAUUUCGGACAGAAAGGGCGACCCGGUGUCUCUUCGUGCUAUCGCCUAAUCACGCCACGUGGGCGGCAGGAGCAGCAGUCAUUGCUGCGGCAGAGGGUGCGCAGCAGCUCCCUUAGGCAUGGACAGCGAGGAUGAAAACGUGGAGGAGCUCGUGGAAGGUCCAUUGGAUGAAGACGAUCAGCUCCAUGGGUUCUGUACUGUGACCUAUUCAUCCAGUGAUCGUUUUGAAGGACACUUCACCCACGGAGAGAAGAAUGGCAAGGGAAAGUUCUUCUUCUUUGAUGGAAGUGCACUGGAGGGUUUCUAUGUAGAUGAUGCUCUGCAGGGCCAGGGGCUGUAUACAUAUGAAGAUGGAGCUGUCCUCCAUGGGACAUAUGUGGAUGGAGAGCUCAAUGGACCCGCUCAGGAGUACAAUGCAGAGGGGCGCCUGGCGUUCAAGGGCCAAUACAAAGACAACAAGCGCUGUGGGGAAUGCUGGAUCUACUACCCUGAUGGAGGCUGUGUGUUUGGGGAGGUGAAUGAGGACAGCGAGAUGACAGGCGAAUCCAUAGCAUACAUCUACCCUGAUGGACACACGGCUCUCUAUGGAAGCUUCGUGGAUUGUGACAUAAUUGAAGCUCGCCAUGCCACCCUGAUUGCCUCUGAGAGUGGAAGGCCGCACUUCAAAAUCACUCCGAACAAAGUAGGUAGGUGUCCACGAGCCAGUCAGGACGAGGGUCCAGACGGAACCACGAUCUACGGAGACCUGCGAGGCGAGAUGGCAGAACCAACUAUGGGGAUGAAGCUGAAUUAGUGAUGUGCAUUUGUAACAAAUGUGUUUAAGGCAUUGAAGAAGUCGACUUGGAUACUGAUCUUUCAGCAUUUAUUUGGUCCUGCAGAAGAAAAUAAAACACAAACAUUGCCUUCUGGUCUCUUUCUGCACACCAGCUCCCUUCAACAACAUUUCUGUGCAGGAGAAAAACUACCUAAAAUCUAUCUACAACUGUGACAAUGCCAACAUUAAAACAAAAGAAACUCAUACCUGCAGAAGACAAUAAAACAUUGCCUUUUGGUCUCUUUCUGCACACCGAGCUGGUCUGCAGAAAGAUUUAUAAAAGGGAAAAUAUACGUCAAGGCGACCGGAUGUAGCUAAUGCAAAUGGCGCCAAAUAGCCACCAAACACUUUAACGUCUAAAAUAAUGACCCUUCAAACACCUGGAAACCGUGGUUGUUACUCACGGUAAUAGUCGUUGAGACGGUUACAUCUUUUAAAGAACAUAGCAAAAUACAUUUUAUUUAAAUUAAUCCGAAUUUUCCGUGGAUUAAUCAGGAUUAAUCACUAUUUGCAAUUACACCCGUUUCACAGUGGCGUAUCCAGAACAUUUUUACUGGGGUGGCCAAGAUGGGACACAAAGCUAGUGUGGGGUGGCCAUGGUAGACGGCGCUGUCCCCAUUUAAGCAGCAAUUUAACAGAACCUAUAUACUAUCCGUUGCAUAUAUAUAAACAAUUGUAACAAAAACCAAACAAAUCUUAACUCCAAACAAAGUAUAUACUAUGAAGUAAUGUAAAUCUUUAAACUCUCAUGAACAAUAGAGGAUUCUAAUAAUAGUAACAAAGUGCAAUAGAGGUAGCUAGUUCUUGCUUUUGCUCAUUCUGCUGCUACAAAAUGCUUUCACGUAGGGCGAAGACCACAAGACAAGACUUAAAGUCCAAUGCAAUGCCACCAGACCAAAUAUAACUAAAGGGUUAAGGCGCUUCUUCAUAAUGUAACUUGUGAAAAUUGUAUAUAAACAGUAACAUAAACCAAGCAAACCUUAACAACACAAAAACAAGACCAUUAGACAAACUCUGGGUUCAUCCAUCGUAUCAGAUGAAUUUGCCUGUUUUGGUGAUUGGUAGCAAAAAGUUUAAUAAAUGUGUCCAUGUCAAGUGACUUUGCUCUUCUAGCCUCAAUGCUGAGAACACCCAGGUUGCUCAGUCUGUCAUCUGUCAUUGUUGUGCGCAAAUGGGUCUUGAUGAGUUUAAGAGCUGAGAAGCUGCGCUCACAUGCGGUACUGCUUACCGGGUGGGCUAUGGCUACUUAAAUCUAGACUGUCACACUAUAUUUCAGACACUGUUAGCUCUAUUGAACACACAUCUGCAAACAAACACCCUCACUCUUCAGUCCAGAAAACAGCGUUUCAUAUUUCAUGGCGGUAUCCUAAUAAUUUAAAAAAAUAAAAUGCUAACGUUCAACGCUUAACUUGUUUUGCAGGCUGCUAAGCUAGCCAGCUAGUGCAGUGUAGUUCGACUUUUAGCUGCUACUUAGUGCUAGAUAAAGUUUUCCUACACAUUCAGAGGGAACAACGAUAUAACUAAACAUUAAAUGACCAUACCUCUCAAUCGACAGAUUCCGGCGUUUUUAUCGUUGUUGUAUCGUCGCUGUAGUAAACUGUGACCGUCCUCGUGUUUCGCGGACCAGCGGCAGGUGCAAUGCGCUAAUCUCAUGGGUCACGUGACCUGCGUGGCCAAACGUCCGCUGAACAGAAAUCAGCUCUCACAGCCUCAGUACGACCGUUACUGUGUUAGUUAAAAAUGUAAAACUGACCCUACAUCAGUUGUUCAGCUGUCAUCAUUGAUUGACAGCAUUUCUCUUGUUUCUUGUGUUGACGAACUUGACCAACUACCUAUCAGAUCUGGGGUGGCCACAGGGGUGGCCAAUGAGCUUUCAGGGGUGGCCACGGCCACCCCAGGCCAUCCCCCAGAAUCGCCACCGCCGUUUCAGA